AUGGAGAACGAACGCGGCGAGCUCGUUGACCUCUACGUCCCACGCAAGUGCAGUGCUACCAACCGCAUCAUCAAGGCCAAGGACCACGCUUCCGUCCAAAUCUCCGUUGGCAAGGUCGACGAGAACGGCCGCUACACCGGCGAGAACCAGGUCUACGCCCUGUGCGGCUUUGUGCGCGCCAUGGGUGAGAGCGACGACUGCAUCAACCGCUUGGCGCAGAGGGAUGGGUUCGUGAAGAAUGUGUGGUCUGCCUCGAGGUAG
Molecule: messenger RNA, 261 nt
Organism: Fulvia fulva
Lineage: Eukaryota; Fungi; Ascomycota; Dothideomycetes; Mycosphaerellales; Mycosphaerellaceae
Product: 40S ribosomal protein S21
Exons: 2
Coding region: 1-261 (86 amino acids)
Biological process (GO): endonucleolytic cleavage to generate mature 3'-end of SSU-rRNA from (SSU-rRNA, 5.8S rRNA, LSU-rRNA); endonucleolytic cleavage in ITS1 to separate SSU-rRNA from 5.8S rRNA and LSU-rRNA from tricistronic rRNA transcript (SSU-rRNA, 5.8S rRNA, LSU-rRNA); translation
Cellular component (GO): ribosome; cytosolic small ribosomal subunit
Molecular function (GO): structural constituent of ribosome
Source: RefSeq, a predicted model, not a curated record